AUGGCGGAUGAGAGGUAUAAUCGGAAGAAUCCGGCGGUGAAGAGGAUUCUGCAGGAGGUUAAGGAGAUGCAAGCUAAUCCGUCUGAUGAUUUCAUGUCUCUUCCCCUUGAGGAGAACAUAUUUGAGUGGCAAUUCGCGAUCCGAGGACCUGGGGACACUGAAUUUGAAGGCGGGAUUUAUCAUGGGAGGAUUCAGCUGCCUGCAGAUUACCCUUUCAAGCCUCCAUCGUUCAUGUUAUUGACCCCUAAUGGUCGUUUUGAAAUCAAUACCAAGAUUUGCUUGAGCAUUUCUAAUUACCAUCCCGAGCAUUGGCAACCUUCAUGGAGUGUUCGGACUGCUUUGGUGGCUCUCAUUGCGUUCAUGCCUACAAGCCCCAACGGAGCUCUGGGAUCAGUAGAUUAUCCACCGGAAGAGAGACGUACGUUAGCCCUUAAAUCACGUGAGGCACCGCCCAAGUAUGGCUCCCCUGAACGCCAAAAAGUUAUCGAGGAGAUUCAUCACUACAUUCUUAGCAAAGCAACUGUGGUUCCAAAACCAAUUCCUCAGGAAUGUAACCAAGCACCUUCCACUGAAUCAGAAACUCAGUCCCAAGCAGAGCCACAGGAAGCCACAACGGUAGUGGAGGAGCAGUCCAUCGCUACAACAGACACCACACCUGAUGAUCAAAUCAUCGAAGAAGCAGCUGAAGCAGUCAAUAGAUCAGCUAGUGUGAGUCCCACUGCAAGAGCGUUGGCAACGGUUGAGGUUGCGGCCAGAGCUUCCGGAAGUGGUGAGCAGACUGUGGUCAGAAGAGCAGCUCAGAAGCCAGCUGAUGACAGAUUGUUCACGCUGGCAGCGGUUGGGCUCACGAUCGCAAUCGUCGUACUUCUCCUGAAGAAGUUUAUACGGUCAGGUGGUUAUGGUGCUGGGCUUAUGGAUGAGUCUUGA
Messenger RNA from Microthlaspi erraticum, 927 nucleotides. The record is from the annotation of a GenBank genome assembly. NCBI's taxonomy places the organism in Eukaryota, Viridiplantae, Streptophyta, Magnoliopsida, Brassicales, Brassicaceae.